This is a messenger RNA of Drosophila busckii, 3265 nucleotides long. It is a transcript of the gene ena, whose product is annotated as protein enabled. Lineage: Eukaryota; Metazoa; Arthropoda; Insecta; Diptera; Drosophilidae. The transcript is spliced from 9 exons. The record is from RefSeq and is a predicted model, not a curated record. Gene Ontology annotation, molecular function: SH3 domain binding. Bases 148 to 3132 code for a protein of 994 amino acids.
CAGUCUCAAUUGUGUUUCGAUUUCGAUCAGCCGCGUCGCGCAUUAUUUUAAAGACUGUCGCGCAGUCUGUCGCUCUGUCUGCGUCUGUGUGUGUGUGUUUACUUAUUGUGUAUUGACGCCGCCUCUGCAAAUGUUUGCUAGCAGUUAAUGGCCAUGAAGAAACUCUAUGCCAAAACCUCGUUCACAAGCAAAAAGUCGCAUGCGCCAGCUGCUCCAAUACUUGCCUAUCAGCAGGCACCCGCUGCUGCUGCCAUGUGCGAGUUCCAAGCGCCCAGGGAGCAGCAGCAGCAGCAGCAGCAACAACCUGAGCUGCUUAUAAAACGCAGUCAAAGUUUGUAUCAUAAGCGUGCGCCUGGCAAUGAAUACUACAGCAUUGAGGAGCUGCAGGAGCUGGAUUUGCUGGACUAUCGUCAUCCCAUGUAUCAUCACUACCAACAGCAGCAGCAGCCACAACGCGCGCUGGCUGCGCAUUAUGAGCAUGAGCAGCUGGUGCUGCAGCUGCCCAAGGCCAUUGGCGCUAUGCCCACGAGCAUCUAUGAUGCGCCCAACUGGACGCAGCAGCAGUCGCAGUCGCUAGUCAAUGAUCAGCUAUUGUACGUUGCAACAACAACAACAAGCACAACACCAACCAUCACAACAACAACAAACGCAACACCCACAUGUUCAUCCAUUUCCAAUUCACUCACUUCAUCCGCCUCAACUGCUUUAUUUUCCACUUUACGCAAGUGCGUGCCUUUGCCCCAAACUUCUGACCCUAGUCCCGAUUCCAGCCCUGCUGUUGCUGUCUCUGUCUCUAAUUUGAGCACGGCUGCAAUUUCCUCUUCCUCUGUCUCGUCCAGACUCGCCAGCUCCAUGUCGUUCUCAAUUAGAGCACCGCGUCCGACAACAGCCACAAGAGCGGCCACAACCGCCACGCAGCAGCAUCUCUAUAGCAACAUACAUCAUUAUCUGCUGCAGCAACAACAACAACAACAACAGCAAUCACAACAACUACAACAACAACAACACAUACAACGCAUACCACAACGUCGCCAUAAUUCGGUCAAAGAUAAAUUCAUUGGGGGCAUUACAACAAUUUUUGCUGAGCAAAGCAUUAUUGGCGCUCGCGCCUCGGUGAUGGUUUAUGAUGACAACCAGAAGAAGUGGGUGCCAUCGGGCAGUUCGUCGGGUCUGAGCAAGGUGCAGAUCUAUCAUCAUCAGCAAAAUAACACAUUCCGUGUAGUGGGACGCAAGCUGCAGGAUCAUGAGGUCGUCAUCAAUUGUUCCAUUAUGAAGGGUCUCAAAUAUAAUCAGGCCACGGCUACGUUCCAUCAAUGGCGCGAUUCCAAAUUUGUUUACGGUCUCAAUUUCUCAAGCCAAAGCGAUGCGGAGAAUUUCGCGCGCGCCAUGAUGCAUGCCCUGGAGGUGCUGAGCGGUCGCGUGGUCAACAAUCCCACUGGCCAGCCAACAAAUGGCAAUGGCUAUGAGGAGGAUAUGGGCUAUCGCACAAUGACCAGCGAGGAUGCGGCUAUUUUACGACAGAACAAUGGCAUAGCUGGCCACAUAACGCCCUCGGCUCAGACGCCCACCUCGCAAACGAAUCAGAACAACAUACCACAGAGUCCGCCAACACCGCAGGGACAUCAUCGCACCAGCAGCGCACCGCCGGCACCACAGCCACCACCACUACAACAGCAACAACAACAACAGCUGCAGCAGCAGCAGCAACAACAACAGCCUGGCUCACACUAUGGACCCACUGGCAAUGGGCCAACGUCCAAUGGCUUGCCGCCACAAGGCAAUCAACAAAUGCAAAUACCGCCUGCUCCUGGGCAAACGCAGCAGCAGCAGCAGCAACAAUAUCAGCAGCAGCCCAUAUAUAGCUCACAGCAGCAGCAGCAGCAACUAGUGCAAGCGGGUUUUGCGCCCUCUCAGCAGUAUCAGCAGCCACACUAUGUGCUCUCAAACUCUAAUCCCAAUCUCAAUCUGCAUCAAUACCCGUCACAGCCACAGCCGCCCAUGCCGCCAGCGCAUCAGAACGGCGGUGGCCCCAUCUACGGUGCCACACAGCCCGCCCACAUACCCAGCUCGGCGAGCGCCAAUAGCGUCGUCUAUGCCAGUCAGCCACAAUUGAUGCCACAGCCGCCCCAAGCGCCUGCCUAUGGCCAGCACAAUGGCCAACAGCCGCCGCCACUCCAACAGCAGCAGCAGCAGCAAGAGAAUCCCUAUGGACAGGCACCGCUAGCACCGCCCAUGAUGCAGCAGCCAGUUGGUGCUGGUGUGCCCAUGCCGCCGCCACUAAAUCGCAUGAGCAGCACUGGCUCGGCUGGAGUAGUGCAGGCAGCGCCAGCGCCGCCACCACCGCCGCCCACUUUUGGUGGUGCACCACCGGCGCCACCACAAAUGUUCAACGGCGCUCCAGCGCCACCACAGCCGCCCGCACCGCCGGCACCACCUGCAAUGGGACCACCAGGCGGUCCAGGUGCACCACCGCCGCCGCCACCACCACCUGGUUUGGGUGCUGGCGGUCCCGGCAAGAAAGAUGAUCCGCAGGCUGAUCUCAUGGGCUCGCUAGCCUCGCAGCUGCAGCAAUUCAAGCUCAAGAAAAAAGGAUCCACCACAUCCGCUCCAGAGAAUAGCGGCAGCAGCACCUCCAGCGGCGGCAGCGGCAACUACGGCACCAUUGGACGCAGCUCAAACGGCAUGGCCUCCAUGAUGGAUGAAAUGGCCAAGACGCUGGCGCGACGUCGUGCGCAGGCAGAGAAAAAGGAGCCCGAUCCGGAGCCUGAAGUCAAGCAACGUCCAUGGGAAAAGUCCAAUACGCUGCCACACAAGCUAAGCAGUGGUGGCGGUGGUGGUGGCAACAACAACGGUGCCGCGUCCAAUGCGCAUGGCGGAGCCAAUGGCAGCAACGGCAGCGGUGGCAACAACACCGGCAGUGGCGGCGAAUCGCCGCGUCCGAUGCGCAAACGCUUUGGCAGCGCCAGCGAGGAGACCAUACUAAAGGUUAAUGGCGAUGGACUGUCGCUGGCGCUAUCCAACAGCGAUCUGGAUAGUCUAAAGGCUGAGAUCGUGCGCGAGAUGCGUCUGGAGAUACAAAAAGUCAAAAACGAAAUCAUAGACGCUAUCAAGUCGGAGUUCAAUCGUAGAUAGAUCAAAAUACUUAGCAUUUAAGCAGCCCUCUUCACUGUCUACACUGGAAAAAAUGUAACACCAAGCAUGAGCAAGCCACAACAACAACUGAUACUGCGAGAUGGAGAUUCACGAACUGAGUACUAGUAUUGAU